Messenger RNA from Glycine soja, 1808 nucleotides. RefSeq names its product probable xyloglucan galactosyltransferase GT14. The transcript has a single exon. Bases 108 to 1532 code for a protein of 474 amino acids. The record is from RefSeq and is a predicted model, not a curated record. NCBI's taxonomy places the organism in Eukaryota, Viridiplantae, Streptophyta, Magnoliopsida, Fabales, Fabaceae. Gene Ontology annotation, molecular function: glycosyltransferase activity.
UAAGCGAUGGAAGAGGCACGUAUUGGCGCCGACAAGGUAACGGACGUUUGCAAUUCCGUGAGUCUUUAAAUUCAAAAAUGAUGAGAAUCAGAGGCUAAGCUUCAAUAAUGGAAAAGUGGUGCGUGAUCUCUCCAAGUUGCUACGAUAAUCAUCAUCUCUGCUUUGCAAUUUUCUUGUCCUUUCUCUUCUCCUCUUUGCUGUUAUCCUUUCAUGGUCCCAACCUCCCUUUCUUAGUGAAGCCAUCCAAGACCAUAAGUGUCACAGAUUCCUGCAUUGGCCGCUAUGUUUACAUUCACCAACUCCCCUCCCGCUUCAACAAUUACUUUCUUAAGAAUUGCCAGUUCCUUACUAGAGGCACUGACAAACCCAACAUGUGUCCUUACAUGCUUAACAUGGGUUUAGGCCCUCAGAUUCCUAACUCUCAAGGUCUUUUCUCCAACAACACUUGCUAUGCCACCAACCAGUUCUUGUUGGAGGUUAUUUUUCACAACAGGAUGAGCCAAUACGCCUGCUUGACCAACGAUUCCUCCCUCGCCUCUGCCAUUUUUGUCCCCUUCUAUGCUGGUCUUGAUGUUAGCCGUUUCCUUUGGCUCUCUAAUCUUACCGAGAGAGAUUCCUCUGGUCGUGAUCUUCUUCAAUGGCUUGCAAAAAGACCCGAGUGGAAGAAAAUGCGGGGUAGAGACCAUUUCCUUGUUUCAGGGAGGAUUGCUUGGGAUUUCAGGAGACAAUACGAUGAUGAGUCCUAUUGGGGUAGUAAGUUCAGGUUUCUACCCGAAUCCAUGAACAUGUCCAUGUUAGCAGUUGAAGCAAGUUCGUGGAAUAAUGACUAUGCAAUACCCUACCCAACUUCUUUCCACCCAUCAGAGGACACUCAUGUUUUCCAGUGGCAGAGAAAAAUCAGACAUCAAAAGCGGCCAUACUUGUUCACUUUCACGGGAGCUCCAAGGCCUGAGCUUGAAGGUUCUAUCAGGGGUAAGAUUAUAGACCAGUGUCGAGCUUCGAGUGUUUGCAAAUUCGUUGAUUGCAGCUAUGGUGUUCAGAGAUGUGACGACCCCAUCAGUGUUAUAAAGGUGUUUGGAAGUUCUGUGUUCUGUUUGCAGCCUCCGGGUGACUCAUACACCAGAAGGUCCAUUUUUGAUUCCAUGUUGGCUGGUUGUGUUCCCGUUUUCUUUCAUCCAGGUACUGCUUAUUCGCAGUACAAGUGGCAUUUACCGAAGAAUAGGACUAAGUACUCUGUGUAUAUACCAGUGAAGGAUGUAAAACAAUGGAAUGUCAAUGUGGAGCAGGUGUUGCGGGGAAUUCCGGAGGGUGAGGUGUUUGCAAUGAGAGAGGAGGUCAUAAAGCUGGUUCCAAAUAUUAUCUAUGCAGAUCCUAGGUCAAAGUUAGAUUGCUUUACAGAUGCGUUUGAUUUAGCAGUAAAAGGAAUGGUUGAAAGGAUAGAGAAGGUGAGGGAAGAAAUGAGGAGUGGGAGAGAUCCUAGCAUUGGUUUUGCAGAUGAAGACCAUUAUAAGUAUACAUUUUCACAAAAUUAAAGCUAAAAGGAAGACAUAUCAUGUUAUAGUGCAAUAUCGUUACCUUCAGAGAAUCCCUUGUGACACUUUUAUUUUUAUUUUUUUGGUGUUCUUGCUUUUCUGGUUUACUUUUGAUUUUGGUUUGUUCUUGGCCUACAAAGAAGUGAAGAAAAAUGUUUGUAACUUGUGAAAAGAAAGACAGACAAGCAACAAAAGUAGUAUGGUCUGAUGCCAUCAAACCAAGCAAAUAACAGUCCUGGGGAUGGCUAGUUAAUUUUAUUAUUAUCUUAAAACUGA